CACACCUCUCUCUCAGACACAAUUCGCAUUUCUCUCUUCUCAAAACGCCGCGUUUUAUUCUCACUCUGAAAAAUCACACGUCACUUUCUCUUUACAGUAACUGUACUUGAAAUUCAAAUGGAAGCACCGGAUUACUUUGUCGGUGGUGGAUACUACGGUGCCGCCGGAGGACUCGACCAAUUCUCACCGGAGAAACGUCACGGUUACAGUGAUCAGAAGCCUUGUGAGCCGUUUGCCAUUGAUGACUUGCUUGAUUUCUCCAAUGCUGACGCAAUUAUGUCAGAUGGUUUCUUCGAUAACAAUGUCGCCGGAAAUUCAACCAACUCUUCCACCGUCACUGCUGUUGAUAGCUGUAACUCGUCCGGAGAUAACCGCUUUGGAGGCUCAAUUGUACCGUAUGGUUUCGCCAGCGAUGUUCAGCUCACCGGUGAACUAUGUGUUCCGUAUGAUGAUAUGGCGGAAUUGGAAUGGCUUUCGAAUUUCGUGGAAGAUUCAUUCUCCGCUGAAGAGGAAUUGAAAACACUGCAACUCCUCUCCGGUGCCGGUGCAGUUAAACCACAGACACCGGAAUCUUCCUCUUCCACCGACACGCUUCCUCCGUUUUCGGCGGACGAGAGUUUACGCAACGCUUCGUUUCUCCGGCCGGAAACACCUCUCCCUGGGAAAGCACGGAGCAAACGCUCACGCGCUGCUCCAGGAGACUGGUCCACGCGCCUACUUCAUCUGCCAGACGCGCCAGUUUCUCAGAUGAAGAUUAUGCCGGUGAAGAAGCGUGAGGAUCCGAAUGCGGAAUGCUCCGGGAGAAAAUGUCUGCAUUGCGGUACCGACAAGACGCCGCAGUGGCGAACCGGACCGAUGGGACCGAAGACACUGUGCAAUGCUUGCGGCGUGAGGUUUAAGUCCGGUAGGUUGGUGCCGGAGUAUCGACCGGCGGCGAGUCCGACUUUCGUUUCGGCGAAGCAUUCGAAUUCGCAUAGGAAGGUUCUGGAACUGAGGAGGCAGAAAGAGAUGCAAAGAUCACAGCAUCAACAGCUUCUAAGUCAUGGUUCAAUUUUCGGCGUAUCCAACGGUGGAGAUGAGUUUAUCAAUUAUCAUCAUCAUCAUCAUUGUGGGCCAGAGUUUAGGCAUGUGAUCUAGUGAGUGCUAGCGUACCAUAGCUUAAUUUAGGGUGCAGUUCUUUCUAAGUUUAAAGUUUAAACUAUCUUUCGCUUUGGCACUCUUUUUUGUCUUAUAAAAAUUUGAAUUGUAGCUUUUUUUUUGUUAAUUAAUUUCUCUUUUUUUCCUUUAAAUUAAGGAAGAAAAAUGUAGAAUUAAGGUGAGGGGAUGAAAUAGGGCAGAGAGAAAGAGCUUCAUUUGGUUGUAGAAUCUACUCUUUAUUAUUUUCCUUGCCGAAUUUGGCAAAUUUAGAAUUAAAAAAAUCUUCUUUAUUUGGAAAA
Vicia villosa (hairy vetch) is the source of this 1436-nucleotide messenger RNA. Its product is annotated as GATA transcription factor 9-like. The record is from RefSeq and is a predicted model, not a curated record. The coding region runs from base 118 to 1137 and encodes 339 amino acids. NCBI's taxonomy places the organism in Eukaryota, Viridiplantae, Streptophyta, Magnoliopsida, Fabales, Fabaceae. The transcript has 2 exons. Gene Ontology annotation, biological process: regulation of DNA-templated transcription. Gene Ontology annotation, molecular function: zinc ion binding; sequence-specific DNA binding.